AUGUCUUUUGAAAAGAAAAAUGCAUUGGACAUAUUCAUCAAUCCUAAUAGAAAUGUAGAACAAAUGGAAAAAGACUCCUGGGAUAGUUCUAGUUCAUUGGAUCAAAACGAUCGUGAAGAAAGUAUUGUCGAGGAGAAUGUUAUUGAAGGAGAAGAAAAUACAGAAAAUGGGUCUUCAAUUCAUGAUCAAAAUACAACUGCUAAUCCAACUAAAAAUGUAUGCGUUUUUUGCAAUAGAUUCCGUAAACGAGUGAAAUGUCGAGAAAUACUACUCACUAAAACAUUGUAUUCUCAUAGAUUUGAUAAAAUUAUUAAUCAUGCUGUUACCUGGAACGAUAUCGAAUUAGCAGACAGGCUUCGAAAGAGUGAAGAGGAAGGAUUGAAAAUCUACUACCACAGUGUUUGUCUUACUGGCUACGACAAGCUGUUCGUCGUAAACAAAAACGCAGGAAAUGGAGAGUGGCAUUUUACUCGCCAACUGUAUAAAAAUGCUUAUGCAGUAGUCUAUCGAUUUAUUAAAUUACAAGUUAUUAAUCAACGCAGACCAUGCACGCUCAGUUUCAUUCAAGAAUUAUUUAUGGAAUCAUUACUGGAACAGUAUGACGGAAGGAAGGAAAAAAAAGAUUUGCACUUCAAGUUUUUAAGGAAUAAAAUACGGAUGCAGUUUGCAAAAAAAAUUAAAAUUUUUAAACUUAAUAAAAGGGGCUCCAAUUGCAUCAUGGCUAUAACACAAGCCCAAACCCUCAUAAAACGCUUGAUUUCCUCUCAAAAUAUCUCCAAAAACGCUCUACAACACUUAAACGAACGCUCCAUUAUACAAAUCAAAGGUCCAGAUGUGUCUGAAUUUUUGCAGGGCUUAAUUACGAAUGAUAUAAACCAUUUGAGUAAUGGAGUUGGCAGUAUGUUUGCAAUGUUCUUAAAUACAAAAGGGCGAACCUUAUAUGACUCACUUAUUUAUAAAACUGCAGAAGAUAAUAGUUAUUUGAUUGAGUGCGAUACUAAAGUUACAAUAGCUUUGCAAAAACAUCUCAAAAUCUAUAAAGUUAAAAGGAAAAUUGAUAUUUCUCAGUCAAGUAGUAAAGUAUAUGUUUUGUUUAAUCCACUAAUCAUAGGUCAAGAAAAAUUGGCUGAUUAUUCAAUUUUAAAUGGAGAAUACAAGAACAAGUUUCCAGAAAACUCUUCUGACCUAAAAGUUUUCAAAGAUAUAUUAAUUUUUAAAGACCCUCGAGUAGCUCAUUUGGGAUUUAGAAUAAUUGCAGAAAGUGACAAAGUUAAUUCAAUAAACGAAAUAGCAGAAUGCGAUGUUUCUGAUAAUUACAAAAAACUUCGCUAUAGUUUAGGCAUAGGUGAAGGUGAAGAAGAUUUGCUGUCAGGAAAUUCUUUUCCAUUAGAAUGCAAUUGUGAUUAUUUGCACGGAGUAAGUUUUCAUAAGGGCUGCUAUAUAGGACAAGAAUUGACUGCUAGAACUUACCAUACAGGAGUCAUACGAAAAAGAUUGAUGCCUUUGAUAUUCACAAAAAUACCUACAGUUUUACCAGAAAAUAAUAUAAUAAUGCACAAUGGUAAAAAUCUGGGAAAAUUUAGAGGAAUAGAGGGAAAUGUGGGUUUGGCUUUAUUAAGAAUGAGUCAAGCUUUGGAGUUUGGGACGAUUUCUAUUGGAAAUGGGCUGAUAAUGCAAAAUGAAGAAAUUGAACCCAGCACAUCAAUUUCAGCAGAAACCACUGAACAGCCAAUUAUAAAAAAGGCCAACAAUGAAAUAAAGUACUUUGAAUGCGCUUUGUGUAACCUAAGAGAAAAAUAUGAAUAUUUUGGCAAGGCAGCUCCGUUUCAAAAAAAGUUUAUUCUCUCGGAAGACUCCUAUGUCAUAGAAGAUCCUUUUGCAGCCCCAAAACAAGGCGAAAUUGUAGUUUUAGGAGCACAUUGCGUUGCUUGCAAUAAAAUGGUUUGCAAAGACCUUUAUUGCAGUGUGUAUUAUAAUGGUACUUAUUGUAUCCAUUGUGCCAAAAGUGGCAAUGCAAAGUUUCCAAAGGUUAUAGAGGAAAAGUUAAAUAAAAUUGUCAGAUAAAACAGCACAGUUUAUUUUAUU
Messenger RNA from Ceutorhynchus assimilis (cabbage seed weevil), 2085 nucleotides. Lineage: Eukaryota; Metazoa; Arthropoda; Insecta; Coleoptera; Curculionidae. The record is from the annotation of a GenBank genome assembly.